ACCUUUUCUAUGUUUAUUUGGUAUCGUGCCAUUUGUUAAAUGAAAUGUAUCUUUCAAAGAAGGCAUAUUCCGUCAGAGACAAAAAUGUCUUGCCAAUUUCAUCGCGAGCCAAGAACCGCUCAUCAUAAUCCUGAUACAUAAGCACUGAUGUCUCGCUUAGGAGCAUGGCCGCCUCUCCUGAACUAUUUCUAGACGAGACCCAUCCGGCCCUAUUCUGCGCUUUGUGCGGUAGAAGGACGCACGUUGGACGAUGAUGCUGCUUCUCCCACAAGCCGAGAGUUCCGUUUCGUGGCCGACUGUCUUUUAAAUUAUAACACAUGAUGGACUUGUUUUUGAUAGCCAACGAAAUCUGAUACAGCGGUGAAAUUGUAUGUACCGGUACCGUAUCUGAUACAGUACACACACACAACGACCGCUUGUAGACAAUUCACCCAUUCACGUCCAGGCAGCCAAGACGAUCAGCAGCCAAGCUUCAGUGACUUUUCAAUCCCUGCACGGGGCUUUCCAGGAGCGGCUUAAUUAAGCCUUCUGAUGGGUUCUAGCCCCCGUCACCUGCUGAGGUAAUGGGGCCAAGAGCAGCCAAGGGACAAGCCUCGCAUUGGGCCUGGGGAUCUCAGCCAGACAGAGCCAAGCCCAGCUUGAAAUAAGCUCGGGAGGGAUAAUUGGCUUCCUGAUAUGCUUACUGUUUGCCGCAUUGCCGCAUGCAAAUAAGGGUAUCAGUACUUGGGUGGCUUUCAGAGGAUCCGCGGUGGUGGGAACCGGAACCGUCACUGUCUGUCCUGUCUAUGACUGCUGUAGUUUUGCUUGGACGGCUGAUAAAGAGUGCCACUGACAGAGCAUUGCAUUGCAUUGCAUUGCAGCAUUGGUAUUGCGAUAUUUGCAUUCUGGCCGAGUUAUUGUUGGUUGGCGCAAGGAAUGAUUAUAGUAGUAUUUAUGGUUAUUCUUAGUGGUGCUUGGCAUUUGCCUCUGUGAGACUUUUUUUUCUUCUUUUUCAUUUACAACUACGGAGUACUACAGGCCAUACCCAAGGCAGGUCCCUCCACUGGAACCUUAGUUUCACUCAACACCAUCGGCAUUGAUCUCACGAGGCUUUACUCUUCCACUUGGUUUAAUUUAAAUGUUGAACAGAGUUUUGACUCAUGAACUAUCGUCGCCUCGACUCGAAUCAUUUGCCAGAUGUUUCAGAGCAAGCUUCUCCCCUCCGGCCAACAAAUCACGAUAGGAUCCCCUCAAUGGCAGUGUAAAUUAUUCAUUAUAUAACUUCCUCAUCUCGAGCCGUCUAUCCGAGUGAUUGCGUUUCCCUUGCACCUUCCCCCCGACUCGCUUCUCGAUAGUUCGAAACUCUAAGGCUCCAUCUCGUAUCGAUAACGAAAAAGGCCUCACCUGCACCAACUCGGAUACAUGGCAAAGGGUUCAGCUCUAAUUAUACCUAUCAAGUAUGUCCCCGCCCGUAUCACGAUACCUUGGACUCUCAGAAACAGCGAAACAAUCAAGCCGGCCAGACGGGCGCACCGAAACGUCGCCGACGCACAUUAGAAUCGCCUGGGAGCGCCUCCCCCACGACUAUACUCUAUCUCCCGCUACUGGUAGAUUCAGCUAGUCGUUCGAGGUUCCAGACUCUCUGCUAUCAACGCCAGCGUGUGACGGACUUUUAUCAUAGAGAACAACAGUACUGUACAGUUCUCUCUGAUAACCUUGACUUGACAUUCCACUCCAACAUUACAUGCUCGCUCGCUUCUUGUAGCAAAUCAUCGGUUUCACCAACUCGACGAUAAACGCAGCAAGCCGUGGCUCUCGAGUAACUACAGACUCCUUGAUAGCUGUGUCUUGGCUCGAGUUGAAUCAAGUCAAGUCGAGCACCUGCGAGAUUGCUUGGCCCAUCUUACUACAUCCGACGAGUUCAUGAUGCACAUCGCCAAGCGGCAAAUACUCAAUCUAAGGGAAAUUUUAGUCGAGUGGAUCAUCCACUUAAUCGGCUCCGACGGCACUCCCGCCAGGGAGUCGAGCCUCAAACCCCUGGGAUGUGGGCUUGGAGUGUGUCACUGUACCGUUGCGUUGUGGUUUCCCUUACGACCUUGUUUUGGGGAUUAUAUAUGAUCACCGGUGUGCAACUCAUAUCUUGAUUCUAUCCCCUUGCAACCUUUUCUCUCUUCACAACUCUACUACUCUACCAAGAUACUUGACACCUGCACUCAGACAUCAUCUAUCUACUGCUUCACGCAUAUACUUUACAGGUACAAGACUAACAAACCUACUUAGCCUUGUCACCUUACCAAGACCAAACAAACACUUUCAUAAGCCCCAACGCUCUCAGGAACGCCAAGAAAGCGAAGGACGAGCCCACUUCCACAGGUGGAUACGUGGACAAAAUUCCGCUCAACCCUCAGCCCUUGUGGAGUCACCUUCGCACAUUCAGCUUUCACACGCCCACGCCCUGGCUCGAUCUGAUCUAGUGGGGUGCCGCGUACAAACAAGCCAGAGCUUGCUUGGUUCUCACAAGGCCCUUAUUUAUAAAGACGCUGAGAACCUACCCAGGACACUGGAUCUGGAUCCAUCACCCCCAAAAGUUCUUUUUAACCUCCCCGCCCUUGUGCGGAAUAUCUCUUUCACAUAACAUCACAUCACGUUACACACCUUCACAAUGGAAACGUACCACGGAUAUGUGCGGACACCCGCCGAUGCUAUCAGAUUAUUCGAGGCUUGCCGAUUAGGUAUUCUGCCCCGUGUGCAACGACGACUUUCAGAGAAGGAGAGACAGUCAAUUCGAUCUGGUUCGGUUUUUGUUUGGGAUGAGCGGGAAGCUGGUAUGAGGAGAUGGACUGAUGGAAAGUCAUGGAGCGCCAGCCGAGUGUCGGGAAGCUUCCUGACAUACCGUGAGAUGGAGGGCAAGCGAGGUGGUGGUUUCAACACUACCCGACGAGGUGGUGGAAAGACCCCAGACUCUGGACGCGGUAGCGACGAGGACCUAGAUGACGGGGAGCCUGAGGGAUACCGAUACAAGGCGGACGGUUUGAUGAAGCAAUCUUUUAGCAUCACUACUUCAACCGGCCAGCAUCUUCACCUUAUCUCAUACUAUUCUCGCCCUCAACCUGGCCAGCCUGAGCUUCAACAACCAACAAACGAUCCCAGCUUGCGCGGCAUAGUGCCUGUUAAGGGCAUGUAUCCUGAGUCUAGUAUGGGAGAGGCGAACACUACGCCUGCUCUAACACGGGCGCCAAUGCAGCAGCCUCCCUACAUGGUUCCCCAGCAUGGUCAACAACCAUACGCUCCAUAUGGCCAGCCUGGUUAUGGAUGGCCUCCUUCUCCCGUCGCUACUCCUCCUUACAGCCAUUACGCCGCUCCUUAUUCCCACAGUGUUCCUCAACAGCUCCCCCCUCACCCCGGCCACCCAGGUCUUCCUCACCCACACUACCACCAUCAGGCACCUGUUUACGAGCAGCGUGCUCCUCUUCCUCCUCUGCCCACCAAGCCCACCUACCAAUCAACAUCUCCUCACUACUCACACCCUACUCUCCCUAGAGCCCACGACUCGCCUCGAGAGCAUCAUUUGCAGGCAGCUGCUCCAGCCGCCAUGGUGAAUGGACCUUCUCGCACGCAUCAGGUUGCGCUCCCAGGUCUUGGUGCUGUCACAAAUGGCCCUCCAGGAUCGUCUCUCGCUGCCAUCAGCACUCCCCCUAGCCGCACUAUGAGCGUCAGCCCUCCACGCAGCUCUCAUUCCGAAGCUCCUGCCACCACAUCCAACAAGGCCAGUCUCUCAGCGCUUCUGCACCCUACUCCCGCACCUAGUGAAAGCGGCAGCGUCAAGCCUGGCAGCGCCAGUAGCAGCCCUAGAGCGGCUGGUGCCUGUGGUCUAGAGAAGGGCGGUGUCAGUGAGGACGCGAGAGUCUUGAAAAUGCUGGACCGCAAAUUUUGCCUCUAAAAACGCGAGGAAGCCGUUUUCAGGGACGUUGAAGAGGACUGGAGGCCAAAACCAGCCUAGUUAGAGGCUAUCAUGCCAAGGGGUUGCGUUUAUCCAUCAUAUGCAUUGUCACGGCGUCUUCAUUUUUUACGGGGCAGCAACCAAAGGGGGUUGACUGCGAUCAUUCAGCGUGCUUUUUUACGACCGGUAAAGGAAGAGAAGAGGUAUGAACGGGACGGUGUUUAGGGGUCAUACAAGGCAGAGCCAUGGUUCAGUGGUGUUUGGGUGCCAUUGCAAUACCAAAUCAUGUACAUAGUUGCUGAACAAUGUCAGAAGCAGCAUAUUGACCAAACUUGACCAUCAUCAUCAUUUUACCUGAUUCAUCGUGUCUGUAUGUCUGAGUGACCCAGGGCGAGAUGCCAGGCCGGCUGACGAAGCUGGUUGUACGUACGCGUUCAGUGUAAGUCAGGGGCGGCACAACGGCACGACGAGGUAGAAUUUACAGUAGAUUUAAGGUUGUCAGUUGGAGGAUAGCGUCUGCAUUCCCGUUUAUCCGUGUCUUUAGCUAUUUGGCGGCGCGUAGUGCAGGGCCGCGUCAUCCUGACGAUGCCGAGAUGCCGGGCAGGGUGUGGUACAGAUCGUAAAGAACGCGUAAGGGAGAAACUGGGGAAGAAGAGGGAAACGAUGCUGCUAAGCCAAAAUAAUAGAGGGUCUCGGAUAGUUCCAGGCAAUCCUUAAUUUUAUCUCGAAGCCUGGAAUUGGGGUUUGCGUAUAAGCGCUGUAGGGGUGCGAUGGAAAUAGGCGGCAAUUUAGAGGCCUGGAGGCUGGAGGGGUGGCGAGAGGAUGAAGCUAUUGACGAUAGUUGACAGUGCUAUUUACGGACGAAAGACAUGUCUUUUAAAUUGGCUCGAAUUGGGCUCGUGAGAUUGG
Fusarium verticillioides 7600 is the source of this 4828-nucleotide messenger RNA. RefSeq lists its product as hypothetical. Lineage: Eukaryota; Fungi; Ascomycota; Sordariomycetes; Hypocreales; Nectriaceae. Gene Ontology annotation, molecular function: DNA binding. The coding region runs from base 2642 to 3919 and encodes 425 amino acids. The transcript has 3 exons. The record is from RefSeq and is a predicted model, not a curated record.